Molecule: messenger RNA, 1132 nt
Organism: Drosophila rhopaloa
Lineage: Eukaryota; Metazoa; Arthropoda; Insecta; Diptera; Drosophilidae
Gene: Had1
Product: lambda-crystallin homolog
Exons: 3
Coding region: 112-1062 (316 amino acids)
Biological process (GO): fatty acid metabolic process
Molecular function (GO): oxidoreductase activity, acting on the CH-OH group of donors, NAD or NADP as acceptor; NAD+ binding
Source: RefSeq, a predicted model, not a curated record
CCAAUUGUUCAAACGCAUGUACGCCGUGCCAAGUGGCAGUCGACAGCUCCAACUCCACUCCUCAGGAACUCCAACAGAUACUCAACCGAGCACAGAAGUAAAUAAACAAAGAUGUCGCAGCUGAAGAACGAGAAAGUGGGCAUCGUGGGCAGCGGGCUCAUCGGCCGCUCCUGGGCCAUGCUGUUCGCCUCGGUGGGCUAUCAGGUGGCGCUGUUCGACAUCCUGCCCGAGCAGGUGUCCACCGCCCUGACCGCCACCCAGAAGGAGCUGGAGGACCUCGAGGCCAAGGGCUUGCUGCGUGGCAAGCUGAACGCCGCCCAGCAGUUCGCCUGCAUCUCGGGCACCAACGACCUCAAGGAGCUGGUCAAGGGCGCCGUCUUCGUCCAGGAGUGCAUCCCCGAGCGCCUCGACCUGAAGAAAGCCCUGUACAAGCAGUUGGAUGCGGUCGUCGGACCCAACACAAUCCUGUCCAGCUCCACCAGCACUUUUCUGCCCUCCCUCUUCAGCGCGGACCUGAAAAACAAGGCCAACGUUUUGGUCUCGCAUCCCGUCAACCCACCGUACUACGUGCCGUUGGUCGAGAUCGUGCCAGCUCCCUGGACCAAACCGGAAUGGGUGAAGAAGACCCGUGCCAUCAUGGAGGAGAUCGGACAGAAACCAGUUACGUUGUCGCGCGAGAUCGAGGGAUUUGCCCUCAACCGCAUCCAAUAUGCCAUCCUCAACGAGACGUGGCGCCUUGUCGAGGCCGGCAUCCUGAACGUUAAGGACAUCGAUAGCGUGAUGAGCAACGGACUGGGACCCCGCUACGCCUUCCUGGGCCCGCUGGAGACGGCCCAUCUGAACGCCGAGGGCAUGGCCAACUACUUCGAGCGGUACUCGAAGACCAUCUACGCGGUCAGCGAGACGAUGGGACCAACCCCGAAAAUGGAGGGUCCCGUCGCCGUCGAGGUGGCCAAGCAGCUGGGCGAGAUGGUGCCGCUGGAUCAGCUGGCCGCCCGCCGCAACUACCGCGACAACUGCCUCACCCAGUUAAGCAUUCUCAAGAGCAAGCUCAACAAGUAGCUCAUUAUAUUCGCCUUUUUUUUUUAAUAUGCCACAUAUGUUAAAUAUACGGAUAUUGUUGAACUGAUAA